This is a messenger RNA of Fraxinus pennsylvanica, 927 nucleotides long. NCBI's taxonomy places the organism in Eukaryota, Viridiplantae, Streptophyta, Magnoliopsida, Lamiales, Oleaceae. The record is from the annotation of a GenBank genome assembly.
AUGAGAAACAAUGUACGAAAACGUCUUCCCAAAUUUAAACCUGACGAGGUGGCUCUAGUGAAAGGUUCUUGUGACUUCUUAGGCAUAAAUUAUUACACAGCUCGUUAUGCCCAAAAUGUACCUCGAGAGACUUUCAUAACACAUUAUCAGAAUGAUCUGCAUGUUGUAGAUCACACUCAUCGAAAUGGCAAGCCAAUUGGUAAAUGGGGUGGUUCGGAUUGGUUGUACAUAGUUCCAGAGGGAAUUUACAAUAUGAUGCUUUACAUAACGGAAAGAUACAAUAAUCUUGAGAUUUUCGUUAUAGAGAAUGGGGUGGAUGAACUGAAAAACAAUAAUCAACCAAUUUCAGAGGCUUGUAUUGAUGAAACAAGGGUUGAAUAUUUCAAGGACCAUCUUGCAUAUCUUAAAAAGGCAAUGGAUUGUGGUGUACAUUUGAAGGCAACCUCAAAAAACGCUCCGCCCAUCCUCUCUACCACAGUUGACGCCUUGACGGCAGCCAAUGGCCACACCUACGGUACCGGCUCCAACUUUCAAGCUCCGCGCGACCGCGCCUCCCCCCAUUCCAACUUCCAAGCUCGUGGUUCCAGCUCCACGCGUCCUCACUCCUAUCUAAGCUCUCUCGAUCUUCCAGCACUCAGCACUCAGUAUCCUGGGGUUGAAUUCUUGAUGAUAGACAAUGUCAAUGGGCUUCAUCGAUCUUCGAGCGCUUCUUCAAACCCCUACUUCCUCAAGAACUCCUUGACAUCUUCCAAUUUCGCCCUCUUCAACAUCACAAAUAAUCCAUUUUCUUCCUCUUCUGAUGGCUCUACCUUUGCCUACAAUUCCCUUUUAGAGGCUUGCCUUUUUGGUCUCGAAUUCGGUGGCACGUUCUCCCCCAUUGACCCUGGAAAAAUUGUACCUUUAUGGAAAAAUUGGUGGGAGAAGUAG